Gymnodraco acuticeps is the source of this 3024-nucleotide messenger RNA. It is a transcript of the gene ddx54, whose product is annotated as DEAD (Asp-Glu-Ala-Asp) box polypeptide 54. Lineage: Eukaryota; Metazoa; Chordata; Actinopteri; Perciformes; Bathydraconidae. Gene Ontology annotation, molecular function: ATP binding; RNA binding; RNA helicase activity. The record is from RefSeq and is a predicted model, not a curated record. The transcript is spliced from 20 exons. Gene Ontology annotation, cellular component: nucleus. Bases 1 to 2655 code for a protein of 884 amino acids.
AUGGCGGAGAGGAAGAAGAAACUGACGAAGAAGAAGAGCUACCCAGGCAGCAAAGAUCAGGAGGACUCCGACUUUGAGCUGGCUGCGGAACCUAAAGACGACGAUGAUGAUAUUGGAAAGAAACUCCUAUGCCUCUCCACAUCAGACUGGAUGUCAGAUGUGGAGCCCGACACCAGGAAGCUUGUCAGAGCUCAGAACAAGAAGAAGAAGAAGUCAGGAGGCUUUCAGUCCAUGGGUCUCAGUUACCCUGUAUAUAAAGGUGUCAUGAAGAAGGGUUACAAAGUCCCCACUCCGAUCCAAAGAAAGACGGUCCCAGUGAUUUUGGAUGGCAAGGAUAUCGUAGCCAUGGCGAGGACCGGCAGCGGUAAGACAGCUGCCUUCUUGGUGCCCAUGUUUGAGAAGUUAAAAGCCCCCUCAUCCACAGGGGCCCGGGCCCUCAUCCUGACCCCCACCAGAGAGUUGGCACUGCAGACCAUGAAGUUCACAAAAGAGCUGGGGAGAUUCACUGGCCUCAAGACUGCUCUGAUCCUUGGUGGUGACAGAAUGGAUGAUCAGUUUGCCGCUCUUCAUGAGAACCCUGACAUAAUCAUCGGUACCCCCGGUCGUCUCAUGCACGUCAUCAUGGAGAUGAACCUGAAGCUGCAGAGUAUGGAGUAUGUGGUGUUUGAUGAGGCUGACAGGUUGUUUGAAAUGGGUUUUGCCGAACAGCUUCAGGAGAUCAUCCGGAGGCUUCCAGACAGCAGACAGACUCUGCUGUUCUCCGCCACUCUGCCCAAACUGCUGGUGGAGUUCGCCAGAGCUGGGCUGACUGAACCAGUGUUGAUUCGUUUGGAUGUGGAUUCUAAACUCAGUGACCAAAUCAAGCUGUCAUUUUUCCAUAUACGCGUGGAUGACAAGCAGGCACUGCUGCUCCACAUGCUGAGGAACAUAGUGAAGCCUCAGGAGCAGACGGUGGUUUUCGUAGCCACCAGACAUCACGUAGAGUACAUCAAGGAGUUGCUGACUUUAGAAGGCAUCGAGUGUGCCUACAUCUACAGUGCCCUCGAUCAGACUGCCAGAAAGAUCAACAUAGGGAAAUUCACGCACCGGAAAGCCAUGGUGCUCAUUGUGACGGAUGUUGCUGCUCGUGGUAUUGACAUUCCCAUGCUGGACAAUGUCAUCAACUACAACUUCCCCUCCAAGCCCAAGCUCUUCUUGCAUAGAGUUGGUCGUGUGGCACGUGCUGGACGCAGUGGUGUAGCUUACAGCAUGAUUGGUCCAGACGAAAUGCCUUUUGUCUACGACCUUCACCUCUUCCUCGGAAGACCUGUUGUGUUCGCCACACCUGAACUCCCACAAGAUUCAGAGGGUGUGUUUGGUCGAGUCCCUCAGAGUCUCCUGGAUGACGAAAGUUCUCAUUUGGUCACGGCUCACGAAAACUCCCUGGACCUGCAAAACAUGCUCCAUGUCUCGGAGAACGCCUACAAACAGUACCUGAAGUCUCGACCAAGCCCCUCACCUGAGUCCUUCAGACGGGUCAAAAACACAGAUCUGUCCAGCAUGGCUGUUCAUCCGUUACUAGGGUCAGGUUUGGAGAAAAUGGAACUGGAGCGCCUUCAAAUAGUUGAUGCCAUCAAAGGCUACAAAUCUAAAGCGACUAUCUUCGAAAUCAAUGCCAACAAUAAGACACAGGCUGGGGGGGUGAUGCGGGCCAAGCGCUCCAGAGACAAACCGCUGGUGGAGAAAUUCAGCAGACAGAGGGACAGCCUGGCUGCAGAGAGCCUGCUGCAUCAACCUGUCAAACCCUCCCCCACCACCACCACCACCAUCACCACCACAGCUGACGAUGAGGACGAUGCAAUGCACAACUCAGACGAAGAUGACGACGAUAUAAAGGGGGUGUUCUCGUUGGUAUUAGGUGGAAAAAAGAGAAGCAUGGAGGACGGUUUUGAAGAAUGGCCAAAGCACAAGAGGAGCAGACAGUCGGGCAAAGACUCCGAGUUUUACAUCCCCUACAGACCCAAAGACUUCAACUCUGAGAGAGGGUUGAGUCUUGGUGGAGAGGGCACCGCCUUUGAUCAGCAGGCCUCCUCAGCUGUCCUGGACCUGAUGGGCGAUGAUGGAAACAAGUUAAACCAAAACAAGAGUGUGAUGAAAUGGGACCGUAAGAAGAAGCGCUUUGUGAGAGAGGUAGGAAAGGAGGACCAUAAGAAGAAGAUCAAAACCGAUGGUGGACAGGUCAUCGCCAACAAGAAGAACAGGAAGAACUUUUACGAGGAGUGGAAGAAAAAGUACAAGUUUGACGACGGUGGAGCUGGAUCAGAUGGAGAAGAAGGAGGAGGCGGAGGACGAGGAGGGAGGAGACCAGGAGGAGGUCGAGGUCGUGGUGCUGGUGGUGGUCGUGGUGGUGGCCGUGGACGAGGUCGUGGAAAUAAUCCUAACUUCCAGAGUCCCGGAGGACUGCAGCAGAGACCCGGCGGCAACAGAGUGCGCUCAGAGCUGAAGAGCAGUGACCAGAUCCUGAAGCAGCGCAAGAAAGACCAGAAGCACCAGUUCCUACAGAGCGGCGCCCUACAGAAUAUCCGUAACAAGAACAAAAAGUGGGCCGGAGAAGUCAAGAAGUCAGGUUUCGGACGGGGUGGCCCGAAGAAGGGUAAAAUGAAGAAGAGACUCUGAGGAGGACACUGAGUGAAUAAUAUCAGAGAGAGAUGGAGGGCACUACGGAGGACUGGAUGAUGAGGCCCAUUAUCUUCAAAACCAAUUAUACAGUUUCACGGUGUCUCUCACGAUUAUGGAUUGAAUAAGAAGACGAGUUGUGGAACUUCUGGCCUCAGAGUAUGUAUAAGAAGAAUCCGAUAAACUGGAUUAUCUUCCUUUGAUUUGUGUCGGCAGAUUAGUGUAUUUCAGUAGUGAGAUAUUCUUAUACACAUAAACUGAUGGCAACAUACAGAUUUGAAUAAGACGUUAUUCAGUGUCUUCAUUUGCGGUCAGUUGCAUGUUUAUGCAACAAAAAAAGGUGUGUUUAUAAAAUGACUUCAAAAUAUA